AUGGAUAAUUAUAAGCUUGGUGAACAAGCUCAAGACCAGCCAAUUGAAAAGCAAUUAAAUGGAAAUAAAUAUGAUGGUAAUGCAGAUAGAUAUCAAACUGCGCUAAAGAAUCUCGCUGCAAUCACUCUUGAUAUUAAAAAAGGAAUAGAUGCAUCAGCAUUACUCGAAAAUAUUAAGUUUUACGUCUUUGGACACGUACCCGUAGAAGUACUUUUAGAAAAUUCUGUACUGGAAACUUUUGCUGUCGCAUUAAACUACGAAUUUGGCAACAGAGCUACGAUCAUCUACUUUGAAAUGCUUAGAAAUAUUAUCUCUCAUGCAGAUUCUACACAAAUUAUCGACUUUUUUAAUGAAGAAAAUGUUCCAAAAAUAUUUGAACUCCUUAGAACCAGAGAAAUACAUGCAAAGUUUUUAAUACUCGAAAUACUCAUCAAUGUUCUUGAAUUGAAUGAGGUUGGGCAGAUAAUUGUUCCUUUAUUUGAAGAAAAUCACUUUGAACGUAUUGCAUUAGAGUUAUUAGAGAGCAUGCCGUUCGAAAAACUAUCAACAAAUAAAUACGAACCACAAUAUAUAGACAGUCUUUUAGAUUUAUUACAAAUUUUGUUUUCAUAUGUUGAUGAUGAAAAUUUGAUUGCUUUUAUUCAUAUAUUUGCAUUCAUUACAGAACAUUUACCAAUAUCUUACUACGAAAUUUUAGAUUGUGAACAAAAAAAUCAACCGUUGCCUGAAACACCAAUUUUCGAGCCAUGCUUUUACUCAACAAUAUGUUUAGUCUACAAGCAAGGUUUUAGAUCCCAAGAAAUGAUUUCAAACUUCGAUUUGCCAAUUUUAAUUCCAAGAUUAGUUGAAAUGAGUUCGAAGUUACAUUAUUUAGGUAAAAAUACAAAAGAUAUACUUAAAUAUGCAGAUUCAAUGUGGAAAACUAUUGUAUUUGCUAUAGAUUUAAGUUAUUUACCUGAAUCCUUUUUUGAUUAUCUUGCAACGAAUUUAAACAGUAUCUGCCUUGAGUAUUCUGGCUCCAAACAUCUAUAUAAGAUCAUAGAAUACUUACUUUUAGAAAGAUAUGAAUUAAUGAAAAAAUAUUUUGUUUUGGAUGCUCUUAUUAUUAAUUUCUAUGGAUAUUCAUUUAAAAUACAUAACAGAUCGAUUAACCCUCUCUUUACAUUGAUGAAAAACCUUUACGAUCCUGAACUUGCAGAAAUUUUAGUGCAACGCUCAUUCACUGAUCUAGUUGUAUCUAAAUUAGAGGGAUAUUCAGAUGAUACACUGACGAACAUGCUCAUUGCAAUUGGUGAAUACUGUUCAAAUAAUCCGAAAUUUUCAGAAUCUGUCUCAUCGAAUGAGUCAUUCCACGAAGAAGUUCAGAAAUUAAUCGAUUCUGAUAGUGACUCUGUUAGCCAAGCAGCCGAAAAUCUUAUAAACCUGGUUUACCCAGAAUAA
This is a messenger RNA of Trichomonas vaginalis G3, 1440 nucleotides long. RefSeq names its product armadillo (ARM) repeat-containing protein family. The transcript has a single exon. The record is from RefSeq and is a predicted model, not a curated record. NCBI's taxonomy places the organism in Eukaryota, Parabasalia, Trichomonadida, Trichomonadidae. Bases 1 to 1440 code for a protein of 479 amino acids.